AUGCAACCUUCCCUCAGAAGCUCUCGAUUGUCUGAGAAAGUAACAUCUGCGCCGGUUUCCUCCGCCGCUGGGCCCUCUGAAUCUUCCCGAAAACGAGUCCGCAAGCAGCGCCGAGAAACAACUCCGUCACCACCGUCACCACCUGCUGCAGUUACCUCUUCCUCUGAUGAUGAGGCACGAAAUCAGGAGAAUCCCGAUUUGCUUCGCUCGCACAUCACACCGGUCUCGAGUCGGUUUGUCACAAGCAAUGCAGCUGAAAGGUAUGAAAAGUUGGCUCCCCGGGGCUUCGUGAUUCAACAAAGGUUAGAUGUGAAUGAUGAGAACUUGUCUGAUGUGAAAAGAGUGGUAGUUAGGUCCGGACUGAUCUAUACUCUAAUUGACUGCGAUUUAUUUCACCCAAAUGUCGUGAAAGAGUUCAUUGCGAAUCUGGGGGCUGCUGAGAAUAGAGAGGAUGGCGUUGCUGUAUUUCUUCGUGGAUCUAUGGUAGAUUUCACAACUACACUGAUCAAUGCUCUGUAUCUGAUUCCGGGAUUUGAAGAGGACCCUGACUACAUGACUGCUGACAUCGACAUUGUGUGCUCGUUUUUGACCGAUAAUCGAGUGCAACGUUGGGAAGACAUGAGCUCCAAAUACCUAACUCGGACAAAUCAGGUGCUCUACAAGCUCGUGUGCUCCAACUGGAUACCUACGACUAACUACACUUCAAUGAAUCAGGAGCGACUCAAGUUCCUCUACAUGCUUCAUCAUCACAGGAGUUUUGAUUUUGGUCAGUCCGUUUAUGAUCAGAUCAUCAGUUUUUCAGCUAACGUUAACACUGACAAGUCUCGGAGGAUCAUCUUCCCUACGCUGAUUCAGCAAGUCAUUGACUAUCAACGAACUGUGUUGUCUUUUGAAGAAGAUGAUGAGUACACAGGAUAUCCGAAGCUCGUUGUCAAAGACAUCAAGGCAGGUCGAGGACAGGGUGCUGAUGCUCGGUCUGUGGAUCUUUUGGCUGACAUUGAGCGAACCAUAGCUGAUCUGAAAAACAUUCGGAUUCGCUUGAGGAGUAAGGGUGUCAUACUUGUAGUCAUUUCUUGA
This is a messenger RNA of Brassica napus (rape), 1077 nucleotides long. RefSeq lists its product as uncharacterized. The transcript is spliced from 2 exons. The record is from RefSeq and is a predicted model, not a curated record. Lineage: Eukaryota; Viridiplantae; Streptophyta; Magnoliopsida; Brassicales; Brassicaceae. The coding region runs from base 1 to 1077 and encodes 358 amino acids.